AUGUCUGAGAAACCUCAAGUUGACAUGAUCGAGCCUAAGGGUGUCGAAGGGCACUACUUAGAGAAUGGCCUCGAUGCUACUGAACAUGUUGACCUAAAUGCUAAUCUUGAAGCGAAGAUCAAGAAUCCUCUCAAGGGUAUUCCCCGUGAGAAGCUAAUGCGUGAUGUCGAAGCCUUCGCGCACGAGAAGGGUCUUGUCGAACAUAUUCCGAUUCUACGAAGGGGCGCGCUCGUCGCCCAGAACCCCCACGACUUCGACGACCUGAGUGGAGAGGAAGCUCUCGACGAAGCCGAGAAAAAAGCUCUCCACGACGAAGUUCUACACCGGUGGCGCAUGCCUGCCCGACUUUUCUUAACUAUCGCAACUUGCUCUAUUGGUGCCGCCGUUCAGGGCUGGGAUCAGACUGGAAGUAACGGUGCUAAUAUCUUCUUCCCGGCUUACUACGGCAUCGGUGGUAGCACUACUAGAGAAAGACUACUAGUCGGCCUGGUAAACGCGGGUCCUUAUAUCGGAAGUGCUUUUAUCGGAUGCUGGCUCUCGGAUCCCAUCAAUAAUUGGAUCGGUCGUCGUGGUGUUAUCUUUACCUCUUGCUCAUUUCUGCCUUUGGCCUGUCAUUGGUUCUGCAUUCUGCCACACGUGGGAACAGCAAUUGGCUUGCCGUCUACUAAUGGGUAUUGGAAUGGGUGUAAAAGCUUCAACUGCUUCGGUUCGAGGUGCUCUGGUUAUGUCAUGGCAGAUGUGGACUGCUUUUGGUAUCUUCCUUGGAACAGCCAUCAACCUUGCCUUGCCGUCUUCUACCAUCCUCUCAACUGGCGACUAAUGCUGGGCGCUCCUUUCAUCCCAGCUGUCCCUCUGCUAUGUCUGAUAUACCUCUGCCCCGAGUCCCCUCGUUGGUUGAUGAAGAAGAAUCGCUACGCUGAAGCUUGGACCUCGAUGAAUAUGCUACGGAACAACCCAAUCCAGGUUGCCAGAGAUAUUUACUACAUCCAUGCUCAGUUGUCCAUCGAAAACCAGCUUACAAGCAAGACUAACUACGUAACCCGCUUCACACAGCUCUUCACCAUCCCCCGCGUACGCCGUGCCACCAUUGCCGCUUUCACUGCCAUGCUGUGCUCGUUUGGUUUCGGUCUCGUCAACUGGCUCUUCGCUUUCCCUGCUUUUUGGACAAUCGACACUUUUGGACGACGAUCUCUGCUCCUCUUCACUUUCCCUCAGAUGAUGUGGACUCUGCUUGCGGCUGGUCUGUGCACUCUAAUGGAACAGGGAACGGCGAGAACUGCGCUCGUCGCUCUCUUCGUGUUCAUGUUCGGCGCUUUCUACUCCCCUGGAGAAGGCCCUGUUCCUUUCACCUACAGUGCCGAGGUCUUCCCCCUCUCCCACCGUGAGGUUGGUAUGGGUUUUGCUGUCGCCACCUGUUUGUUCUGGGCUGCUGUCCUCAGUAUGACAUUCCCCUUCAUCCUUGACAGACUACACACCGUCGGCGCAUUUGGCCUAUAUGCCGGCUUCAACCUCGUAGCGCUUAUCAUGAUCUUCUUCCUCGUGCCCGAGACAAAGCAGCGUACUCUUGAAGAACUUGACUACGUGUUUGCUGUUCCCAACCGAAAGUUUGCCAAGUACCAGGUCACCAAGGCGCUGCCUUAUGGAAUCAAGCGCUGGGUCUUGUUCCAGCGCAACGCCGUGCUCGAGCCCCUUUACCACAAGGACGACGAGGACCAGACAACUCCCGUCCGUGAGGACAAGAGGGCGUCCUCAUAA
Molecule: messenger RNA, 1755 nt
Organism: Daldinia childiae
Lineage: Eukaryota; Fungi; Ascomycota; Sordariomycetes; Xylariales; Hypoxylaceae
Product: putative polyol transporter 6
Exons: 6
Coding region: 1-1755 (584 amino acids)
Biological process (GO): transmembrane transport
Cellular component (GO): membrane
Molecular function (GO): myo-inositol:proton symporter activity
Source: RefSeq, a predicted model, not a curated record